Colletotrichum abscissum is the source of this 570-nucleotide messenger RNA. RefSeq lists its product as uncharacterized. The record is from RefSeq and is a predicted model, not a curated record. The coding region runs from base 1 to 570 and encodes 189 amino acids. The transcript has 2 exons. NCBI's taxonomy places the organism in Eukaryota, Fungi, Ascomycota, Sordariomycetes, Glomerellales, Glomerellaceae.
AUGGUCGUUGCCCCAGCAGAGUGGCACCGGAGGCGCAACAACACGGAGAUCGGGAUCCAAAGAGAAGGCGCCUCUCCUGUCAGCAGUAUCGUGAGUAGCGAAUGGAGGCAUGGGGAACAGCAGUUGCUUUCGCUGGUGCCACCGAUGGUGCUGCUGCGGCGGCAGGCCUCGUCAUUUGCCGUUGGCCAUCCGGACACGGUAGUGCAUCCCCACACACUGACGGAUGGCUGCUACGAUGAGAUAACUAUCCAUGCUGCCAUGCUGCCAUGCCCAUGCCAUGCCGUGCCACGCUCAUCGCGCGCUGGGGCGAUUAGCACCAAGGCCAUCCCUGCGCCGGGCCGGGGGGUGGACGAACAACUCGUUUGGUACUCGGGACUCUUGGAGUCUUGGGUCUUUGGUGGUCCACUCGGGCCUGUCCCUACCAGCUGGAGAGAGUCAAAAGAACCACAACCCAUGCGCCUGUCGGUGAUCUCGAAGAACGGAACGCAAGAUGGGUACCUCGUGGAACAUGCCAACCAGCCUCCCUUCUUUGCCUAUCUUCGCCUGGCCUUGUUGACUUCCCCAGAAUAG